AUGUCGCAGUCACCCGCAAAGCAACCUGCGGCCGCAAGCCCAAGCCCAAGCACCAUACCCGUCUCAUUCCCAACCAAACCAAGUUCGAGCAGAAAGCUUCCUGACCUUGAAGCGGCGCUGCAGCAAGUAGCUUCCGCACGGAGCAAGUACCAUGUGCGAAAGAUUGGCAUGUUGGUCCGGUGGGAAAAUGAUACAACUCAUGCGGAGGAUGACAUGGCUGUUGCAUUGGACCCCAAGCGGUUUCAGAAUUGA
Molecule: messenger RNA, 252 nt
Organism: Penicillium bovifimosum
Lineage: Eukaryota; Fungi; Ascomycota; Eurotiomycetes; Eurotiales; Aspergillaceae
Exons: 1
Coding region: 1-252 (83 amino acids)
Source: RefSeq, a predicted model, not a curated record